AUGGCAGACCGUCAGUCUACUGAGCAUGAUGAGCAUGUUGAGCAUGUGAGAGAGGCUAUUAGAGAUCCUGCUCCUAUAGAGUUCUACGAUCAAGAGCCCUCUGCCAGCUAUUGCCGAGGCCACAUUGGAAUUCCUUGCAUUCUAGAGUAUAGCAAGAAUGGCUGGUUUCAGAUUUGCGAAUUUACCCAUCACACUUGUAAUCUUAACUGCUCCGUCAACAACUGUUCCUCAAACUGCUACCCCGUCAGAUUCUGCGCAAAAAGCUGGAGUAAGGCUUACAGACCAAUGGUAGAUCAUUGCGCUGACACGAUAUACGACGAACGUCAUCAUGGUUGGUCGAGCUGUAAUGCAACAAAAUGCAAUCUGACAAGCGCCCAACAAACAUUUGGCACAAACCAUACUUGCCAUUAUGAGGGUGAUCAGUGUAGUCUAACAUGUAGUGGGAUAAAUUGCACACAAACUUGCAAGGAAAAAAGCAUCGAAAACGUUGCAGUACCAGUAGUAAGAUCGUCACCUUCACUGUCACCUGCAUCUGUGACGGCAAGGCCAUCCAAGAUAAGGUCACAGCCGUUGACAUCGCCUUUGACGUGGCUGGCACUGUCCCUCUCGAGGUCUUCAUUGCCAUCGCCAUCAUCGAUACCACCACCCUCCUCUUCGUCGCCUUCCAAUGCAAUUCAGAAGCUGGCAAAUGACUAUGUCUUCAAACUUGAGGGACUUGAUAGCAGCAGAAACACUUCUUUGCAGGAGGCUGUUAACGUGUUUGAAAGCUUCGUCGUCCGUUUUGAAAACAUGACAAAACCUCUUGAAGGUCUUUUCACCAGAAUGGAGGUUCAGACAGGAAGAGAAUCCCUCUUUAAGGUGGCCAUCGCUUUCGAGGAAUUUGCUCUAAAUUAUAGCAAGCAACAUCUGAAAGGACUAACGCUUUCUGAAGAAAUCGUUAGCCAUAAAAUGGUGGUGAGAAUUCAAAAGGCUUACCGCCACAAUGCAAGUCAUUUAUACCUCAAGGAACACGAAUGGAAAUUAAGCAUCAACAUUUCCUCUUCAAAUUUUGAAGAUAAUGGAUCAGUGGUUGUUGGGUGUUUUUACAAAAAUCUCCAUGAAAUACUGCCGAACAAUCGACCCCACAAGGAUAGUACAGGCAACACAAGAUAUGUGGGCACCAGAAUAACGAUGGCAGCCAUGGAUCCUACACCCGAAAAAUUGUUGGAAAAUGUAUUCUUAAAGUUCAGAAACGUGGAGGUAAAAGCAAGAUUAGUUAAAAUACGUUCUCUCCACAAAACUAAACGCGGUAAUUAA
Messenger RNA from Stylophora pistillata, 1296 nucleotides. RefSeq names its product adhesion G protein-coupled receptor L4-like. Gene Ontology annotation, biological process: G protein-coupled receptor signaling pathway; cell surface receptor signaling pathway. The record is from RefSeq and is a predicted model, not a curated record. Gene Ontology annotation, molecular function: G protein-coupled receptor activity. Gene Ontology annotation, cellular component: plasma membrane. NCBI's taxonomy places the organism in Eukaryota, Metazoa, Cnidaria, Anthozoa, Scleractinia, Pocilloporidae.